GCGCGCACCCCUUCCUGCUCCCGCGCGCCUGCGCCGCCUGGUCACGUGCUGGCGGCGGCCCGGUAGCGGCGGCGGCGGCGAGGGGAGGCCGGUGGCGCUAUGGCAGGUGUGAAGGAGGACUCGUUCAAUGUGCUGGACCUGGCAGAGUACACCAAGAACCGGCCCUGGUGGCGCAAGGUCUUUGCCCCCAGCUCGGGGUCGAGCGCUGAGAAAUACAACGUGGCCACGCAGCUGCUGAUCGGAGGGGUCACGGGAUGGUGUACUGGAUUCAUCUUCCAGAAAGUUGGGAAGCUGGCGGCGACAGCGGUGGGAGGUGGCUUUUUCCUGCUUCAGAUUGCAAACCACACGGGGUACAUCAAAGUGGACUGGAAGCUAGUAGAACGGGACGUGAACAAAGCCAAGCAGCAGCUGAAAUUUCACAGCAGCGGUAACAAAAUGUCUCCAGAAGUGAAAAGCAAAGUGGAUGAGGUGAUCAUCUUUCUGAAGAAGAAUGUUAUCCUGACUGGAGGGUUUGCUGGAGGAUUCCUGCUCGGAAUGGCAUCCUAGAAACUGCACUCGACACUCCCUUCAUGCCUAGUCUCCCCUGCCCUCCUCUACUGCUGUUCUCUCUCACUUAGAAGUCAAAGGAUGUUGCCGACAGGCACAAUCCCUUCUGCUCACAGGUUCCAGCCCUUAUUUCUUACAGCACUGCUUCUGAUUUCCAACUUUUUUCCCUGUCUGGGCUGUUAGGGUGCUGGGAUUGAUCUGAAAGCUUAUGACUCCCGGUGUAUCAUUGUGAUUCCUUUCCCCACCAAAUAAGCCCAGUCUCAAAAUUUUCUGAUGAGUUGCAGCCUCAUAAACAUGUAGCGGCAGAGAAAUCUCUGAAAUACGCUUCUUCCCAGGUGCUCAGGCUGUUACAUAGACAUUUGUCUGCCGGUGUACGUAUACAACAGCCAUCAGCUCUUCACUGCUAUUUAGCUUGCACUUUUUCCACCCUGGUACCUGGAAAGCUUGUGCUUCCCUCUGUGCAGAGAUGGGGUGUGCAGUCCAAAAUACCCUUGGCUGUCCGUGCGGGGGGACGCAGAAGUGUCAGGGGACAGCCUGGGCAGGUGGAUAAGGAGCAAGUUCACUCUAUCUGUGGUGCUGGGGGUUCUCCUGCCCUCCCCCAGCCGUUGCACUGCACGUAGAUGCACAUUUGGCUUCUCCCCUGCUGUUAUUUAUACCCCUUACUGGAACCGCAGCCCUGGCACCGCUGAUGGAAACUGAGCGCCGCGGGUGACUCUCCAGGCCCUUUCCUCAUCAUGUGUUCUAAAAGCCACCAAGCUUCCUGUGCUCUAGGGCUUCUUUCUCCCUUGCCAGCCGCCUGCUCAGCCUGUGAAGCGUGCUGAGGUGCUCUCUGGUGGUGGGCAGGCUUCCAGCACGCUUGACACGUCUGUGUCAGGGGAGAGCUGGCAAAGGACACAUGUGUUUCAGCUCUGUUGCUUACUGUAAAUCACCUUGGGCUUCAGACUGGUGUCUGCCAUGACUUUCUCUGGCCACUUUGGCAUUGGUGAUGCUCUUAGAGCCAUAGCCCUGUGGGACAGGAUGUACAUCCCUGUUUAGGGCACGUUGUACUGGUGCAGGGUUGCUGUUGCCAGCUCUGCUGGAGCAGUGGCAGGAGAGGAUGUGAAAUCUGGAGCGUGGUCCUUUACCUGCCUCCACAGAGCACAAACUCCAUCUCUGCCAGCAACUGAAAUGACAGAACUAUUGGGAAAAGCAGGUUGUGCUCUUGUGGGAGUGGCUCGUUUCCAUACUGUCUAGGUUAUUUUCUUUCCUUCUUUGCGUUUACCAUUUCCACACAAAAACAAAAAAAAAGCUGCUGGCUUAAUUCCACCUGCUGCAGCCCUUCUCCUGCAGGUGAUGAGGCAGCCCAGAUGCAGAGCUUGGCUCUUUUGGGACAGUCUGUCCCCGUGCGGCUGUGUGCAGAGCUACGAGAGAAAAUUACCAAAAAACCACCCCAAAAUCCCUUAGAGGUGUUCUGCACUGGCUGUGCUGGGCUGGCAUUACCGCUUUCCAGAGUGUGGGGACUUGCAUGACAGUUGGCUGAUGUCCUCCAGCAGGUACAUGUAGGAGUUCUUUCCGAGAACGUGGGCUUUUUUUUAUGUUUUCCCAUCCUUCAGUUGGAAAAAUGCGAGGGAAUGAUGAUGCACGUGGGUGAUUGGGACACAGCACCGGGCUCUGUGGCUGCACCCCAUCUCCAGUGCCACGUAACACCUUUCUGAUCAUCCCUGCUGCUCCCAGCAAGGCUAGAAACGGGGAUCUCCCCACCCUGAGAGCUGCUGGAAGAGCUGGAACGGUGGGUUCUUCCACUAGAGGUUUUGGGAUGAGCACUUGCAGUUGUUAAUUGUGUUUCAGCUCUGUUGAUUGUCAGUGUAGCAAUUAGCUGAGGUUUUCUCACACCUUCAGGAUCUGAAAAGAAGCUGUGGGUAAUCAGGAAACAGAAGUUGGUCUCUUUGCUCCUCUCCUGCCAUAGGUGGCCACCAAGGAGAAUGAGGAGCAGCUGGACUGACUUCCAUAAAGAUGCUCUUCCUAGAAGCCAUCUAGGAAGGAGUGAUGCCAUGCAGCAAAUAGACCUUCAGUAAACUGGUGUUUGGGAGUUGAAUGGCAGAUGAUGGUGGUGGUUUUGGGGUUUUUUUGAUACAUAUUUUUUUGUGUGUAGGAACCCUGCAGGGCUGAAGGUGCGUGAAUGGAUACGUUCGUAUCGCAGGGUCUCUCUCCUUCCUGGAGGAGAACGGCGUUGCUGCCCCUCUGCCUGCUGUGCUGUGUAACACAGCUGCUUCUGAGGUGCACUAAUCUCCACAAAGCUUUCUCCAGCGACGAAGCUCGAAGUAAAUCAUUAAUAGAUGGUAGGGAUGUUUUUUCAGGCUCAAAUCAGUCACGGUUUCUGCCCAGCCCCGGGGAAGGGUGCAGUGGGUUCUGCUCCACGGGGUCCUGACUCGCUGCUACAGAGAGAAAUGGCUCAAAUGCCUCAGUUGCUGCUGGAAAGGUGAAACAAGUGAUAAAUUCCCAAUGAGUUGGGUGUGAAUGCAGGCAGGGAAUGGAGGAGGACAUCAGGAUGUGGCCAAUCUUUCCACUGUGCCAGUGUUGGGCUCAUGGCUGGCACCCUGUGACGCUGUGGGCUCCCACUGGAAGCUUUGAUGCGGAAUCAGCCCCUGUGGGGAGGCACCAUCACGGUUGCAGGUGCCAAGAUGAGGUGUUUCCCCACGCCCCCACCCGCCCCUGCUCCUUUUUUGGUCUCGUCGCAACAACUUCUGGUGUCUGUUCCAGUACGAGAAGGUUUUUAAAAGAAAAACAAAAAAAACACAUUAGGCUUUUAAAGUGUUUUUAUAUAUUGUAUGUAAAUGCUUGUUGAAGUGAUAUUUUAUUAAACGGUUUUGCUCUAAUAGUU
Molecule: messenger RNA, 3406 nt
Organism: Calidris pugnax (ruff)
Lineage: Eukaryota; Metazoa; Chordata; Aves; Charadriiformes; Scolopacidae
Gene: FUNDC2
Product: FUN14 domain containing 2
Exons: 5
Coding region: 100-546 (148 amino acids)
Biological process (GO): autophagy of mitochondrion
Cellular component (GO): mitochondrial outer membrane
Source: RefSeq, a predicted model, not a curated record